This is a messenger RNA of Lecanosticta acicola, 2812 nucleotides long. NCBI's taxonomy places the organism in Eukaryota, Fungi, Ascomycota, Dothideomycetes, Mycosphaerellales, Mycosphaerellaceae. The record is from the annotation of a GenBank genome assembly.
AUGCCCUUGAUCCUCGCCCGUUGCUGCAGCAAACACGACAAUCAUUCACGCUUGUCUGCCGACGACGACGACAUCAUGCUGCACCACGAAUGCGUCCCUCUCCUGCCCAUGGCCGAGAAGAAGCGCAAGGGCUCUUCCGUGCGGGACGUGGCACACUUCCUCUAUGGCUCAGCUUGCAAGUCGCUACGCAGGACCAAGAGUGACAUACACUGCUUUGUUGGCUACCAUUGUUGAUUCGUUCGAUUCUCUCAGGCGAAAGCUAACCCGACUGUGGCAGGACAAGGUAUCCAAGUCCAACACUCCGGCUCACAGACCCGACCACUUCGGUGGUAUCUUUGCGAUCGAAGAUGACCCCAAAACUAAGCCCGACAAGGAGGAGGAGCGGAGGAUUCAGGGUGUGCUGGAGAGGCUACGAGCAUAUGGAAUCAAUACCAUGGUCGAGUCGAACGCCCGCUAUGCGUUGCGUGUCUCCUCAUCGCAAGGCGACGGCGAGGCGGCGUUUCGGUUGUUGAUGCUCUUGCAGGAGACAUACGAGGGUAUCGUGCGCCCAUACAACCCGGAGACCAAGCUGUUGGGAGCGAUCAAUCGGGAAAUGGUGACGUGUUAUCUGGAUGCGUUGCUGUUUGCCAUGUUUGCAAGGCUGGAUAGCUUCGAAGCCAUGCUCUACGACAGCUUCGAUGACAAGCCGAGGAAGAGGCUGGCGGGCCUACUAAGGUUGUGGGUGAAUCUGCUGCGUACUGGGAGGCUCAUAACGACAGAUGUCACGAGGCAUCUGCAAGAAGCUUUGACGGAAUGUGGCUGGGAGGAUGCAGUCAGGCUUAAGCAGCAGGACCCUUCAGAGGCAUUCACAUUCAUCACUGGUCAGUUGGAGUUACCUCUCCUGACACUAAAAAUGGACCUCCACCACGCCGGCAAGGAAGAUCCCCAAGACGAUCACAAAUUCAUCAACGAGAGGUUGCUCGAAGUUGCAAUCCUGGAAGAGCCACCGGAGGGCAGCGAUGUCAUUACGUUGGAGGACUGCCUGGAACACUACUUCAACAACAGAAUCGAAGUGAAACGCCAUAUGGAGAAUCAGCGACGCAACACUUUGAAGUCUGCCUCAAUGGAUUCGCCUAAUACACCCACGAGCCCUACAAAGAUGGAGAAAGAGAGUGGCAUCCAUGUUGAGGUUGCCGAAGUCCCACAACAAAGUACGUCAGGUACACCGACCGUGCAGACGCCCGUUGCAGAAACUGCGACACAGAGCACACAGACUAAAGAUCCUUUCGCGCGGGUGCGGCCAAUUUAUGGACGUAAGCGAGGUGACAGCAUUUUCAGCCAGCGCAAAGUUAUCCUUGAAGGAGUGGAUCCUGAUCAAAAGGUGGACCCGGAAGCACAGAUCCCAGACAGAGAGCGGAAGCUGAGCACCAGGACGGAGGUAUUGAUGCCGGCAUGGCAAUUCUUCAAGCUGUUGCCCUGGUACACAGAUCAUAUGCCGAUGUCUGACGCCCAGGUCGCUGCCCAUUUCUCCAAGAAGCGGCCUGUUUUGGGGAUCUGCCUCAAGCGAUAUAGUUACACCAACACUGGCCAAGCUUCGCGACUCAACACUUACAUCGACAUUCCUACCGAGAUGACUGUGCCCAAUUUCGUCAGCGAUGAAGACAUGCAGGAGGAGGGCCCUCUUGUCGGCAACUUCAGGCUGCUAUUGCAAUCUGUCGUCUGUCACCGAGGUGUUUCGGUCCAGUCCGGUCACUACGUGACCCUUACCCGUGGCACGGCAGCCAACGCGACCCAAAGCCGGAGAGGUAGCGACGACAGCGACGACAUUCAUGACCCGUGGAUGCGAUUUGACGACUUGGCUAAGGACAGGGUUACGUACGUUGACAUUCGGGAGUCGUUGAAGCAGGAGACCCCGUAUCUACUCUUCUAUCAAGUGCAGCCGAUCGGUGACGACGGCCAUUCCAUACACGACCUCCCAAGCUAUGCAGAAGCAACAUCGAGAGCACAUUCCGAUGCGACGCCGUUGGAAAAGCCAUAUCUGAACGACCCUUUUGGAUCAGACUACACGUUGGAACAAGUACCUUCGCAACCGCUUUCUGAUGGUCGCACAGGGUCGGAGAGCACAGACUGGGCCGUGUCUGCAUCAGGACGGAAUAGUCUGGAAGUGAACAGGGCCCUGGAAUCAGCAAGAGGACGUCGCAGCUUACAGGGUGAUGAUCGACGUCUAAGCAUCCCGUUCGACGCGGCUAGCGUCUCGGGCGGCAGCGCUCGUACCGAUGCUACCGUGUCGAUACCGUCGACGCCGAAGGAAGAGAAGGAUCCUGACAGGACGGCUACCGGUCUGCUUGCGGUGGCGAACAAGUUGCCUGGCUCCCGGCGUGGAAGCCGAGCAAAGAAUGGUUCACAGUUGAAAAGCCGACCCACGAGCACUGGGCCAGAUACGAACAGCAGCCGCUUCAGCUUGAACAUGUCCAGGCUUACACAGAAGAUGAGCCGCAGCGAUGAGAGCAAGAACUCUGCUCCUGCUUCCACUCAGGCAGAGACUCCUCCAGAUCUACCAGCCACAGCCAGCGUUACCGAAAUCACAGACGAAAAGCUCGCGCAGACUGACUCGGGCACGGGCGAGAAGCCGACGAUUGCAAUGCAAGUUCAGCAUCUCAUCAGCGAUACUGCAAGUGACGAUACCGCAAAGCCAUCGCAGGGAACGUUGAAGCCACCGGGAAAGGCUGCCACGACCGCCGGGAAUAUGACGAAAAAGGAGAAAGCCGCGAUGAAGCAGGAGAAGAGAAGGGCACGGAAAGGGGAGGAUGACCGGGAGUGCACUCUCAUGUGA